Messenger RNA from Asterias rubens (European starfish), 1469 nucleotides. RefSeq names its product distal membrane-arm assembly complex protein 2-like. The record is from RefSeq and is a predicted model, not a curated record. Bases 171 to 992 code for a protein of 273 amino acids. Lineage: Eukaryota; Metazoa; Echinodermata; Asteroidea; Forcipulatida; Asteriidae. The transcript has 5 exons.
GCCCUCUAUUGUCAGAAGAGCACCAUUCACUAGUUUUUAUGCUGUCUGAAUGCGCAGUGAUGCAGUUUUUGGAAUGAUGAUGGUGUUUAACGUGUGCGGUCACAACACAACAUUCAAGACAGUUUACUCUUCAAGCAACCUCCUGUGAUCGGUAUCAACCAAGGCCCAUCAUGAAUUGUGGAACAGCAUGCUCAGCUUUGCGACUGGUGCUGAGUAACGCACCCACAGUGUGUACUUGCUGCCGGUAUGCAUCAAGUGUGUCAAGAACAAAUUUCAGGGCAAUCCUCAGCCCUCUACGGGAGCAAGUCACAUACUCGCAAUACAGGCAGAUGUCGUUAUUAUAUUUUCUCAAGAAGCUACCUCAAAGAUUCAAGGAGUUCAAGAAAUUUGAGGCUAAUGUCACCAAGAGCGCUAAGAACGAAGAGAAGUACCCCCCUGAUGUAGCUGCGUUUCUCUGGCUGAUCGACCUCAAUGGUAAAGUGCGCUUCACCAACGGAAAGUGGUACAGCUCAGAGUCAAAAGGCCUGCUCAAACCGCCCCCUAUUGAUGAGAUAAAGAGAUUGAGCAUCGAUGCGAUCGAUGCAAAGGAAACACUUGUUGACUAUAGAGGCAUGUUAAAAAUUACUAGAUUAAAACAGCUGAAGUUUCUCAGUCUUGAAGGGUGUCCCUACAUUGAUGACAGCUGUCUGGCUCGCCUUGUACAUAUUCAAGACUCACUCACACAUCUGAACAUCAGCAAGUGUCCACAAAUUACCGAGCAUGGAUUUCCUAGUUUGACUCGCCUCAGGAACUUGAAGAGGAUCAACAUGAGCAGUCUUCCGAGGGUACCCCAUAGCAAGGUGGUGGCCAGUAUGUUGGAGGAUGUACUUCCAAAUCUUAAAGUUAGUGUAAUCACUGAGGAGGUAGAGUACCACAGGAGACAGAGAGACAAAUGGGAGCUGCCACCGGUCUCGGAAGAAACAUCGCCAAAACAGGAGGAAAAAUCAAAUUAAAGACUCUAUAUCAAAGAUUUUAAAAUGAUUUAUUUUAGGCUGUGCUGAGAAACAGCUCUUAAUUAUAAAGUACACUGAAAGAAAGGCAGGCCUGGAAUUACAUGAAGGUCAUGACCUUUAGUGACACAGGGUUCCAUUUCACAAAGAGCUACGACUGAUCUCGAGUCCUUAUUAGUCUUAGUUGCUAAGCAAAGUGUGAUGUUACAAUACAAAGACGAAUCAGCCAAAGACGAAAAUGCUGUGCUUCUGUGAUUGGUUUCUUUAAUAUCUCGUCUUCUUCUCAUUAGGCAUUGUGAUUAGCACAGAUUAACUACAAUGAAAAUAGAAACAAAAAUAUAUGUCACAAGAAAUACUCAGUUACAAUACAAAUCUUUUAAAAGGAAUAAAUUUAAGAAUUGCUUGAAAGAAGAUUCUGCUUAGCUUAUUGAUCAGCUAAGCAAGAGUCUUUGCAAUAAACAUGCACAUGAUAAAAAGUGA